Molecule: messenger RNA, 426 nt
Organism: Eucalyptus grandis
Lineage: Eukaryota; Viridiplantae; Streptophyta; Magnoliopsida; Myrtales; Myrtaceae
Product: proteasome subunit beta type-1
Exons: 2
Coding region: 1-378 (125 amino acids)
Cellular component (GO): proteasome core complex
Source: RefSeq, a predicted model, not a curated record
AUGCGUAAGAAACGGAGUCAAGGGAGGGGCAAAUUGGUCACUCGGACCGCAGCUCACUGGCCUCUCGCCCAAGAAAAAGGGUUCUCAUUCAUUACUUCGCAGCUCGUCGCGCGAUCGGAUUCCAUUCGAGCCCUGAGAAACCAGACGACCGACGACGACGAAAUCGAGCGCGAACUCUCCUCCGUCCGGCAGAUUCCGGUCUCCUCUCCACCUCCGACGAUGACGAAGCAGCAGGCGAACUGGUCCCCGUACGACAACAAUGGAGGAUCUUGCGUGGCGAUUGCCGGCAGGGACUACUGCGUGAUCGCGGCGGACACCCGGAUGUCGACCGGCUACAGCAUCCUCACCCGCGAUUACUCCAAAAUCUCCAAACUGUAAGCGCGCCGCCCCUUCCUUUUUCCAUCGAGUUUUUUCUGAUGCUUCUUG